AUGCUACUUCCUUCGCUGAUCAACCUCCGCCGCCCAGCCAACACGCCACUCGAGCCUGAAGACAUCUUUGGGUCCUCCCUCGGCGGCAUCUUCACCGACGAUACACAGAACCAGCAUGGCGAUGACCCGAGCACGGUCAUUCUGUACCGCAACGCCAAGUUCGGCGAGUUGGAGAUCAGGGUCGCGGAUGUGAACGGCGAAGAAGAAAGAAGAAAGUUUGCGCACUACCUAUGGAAUGCCGGCGUCAUGAUGGCAGAACUGGUCAGCGGGCGAGUGGAGGGUGGCGAUCUAGGCGCCAGUGGGAAGGGUCUACACGAAGAUGAGGAGGGCUGGAGAGACGGCAAAUGGUGGACAGACAAGGAGGAAGAGAAAAAAUGGAGCGUGGAAGGCGAGACGGUGUUGGAGUUGGGUGCAGGCGUAGGAUUGGGCGGGAUUCUGAGUACAUUGGCGGGCGCGAAAGAAGUCGCCAUCACCGACUAUCCUGCCGCUCCUAUCCUCGAUACCCUCAAAACGAACGUCGCGAAGAACGUCCCAGCGCAUCUCAAGCCCAAUGUGACCGUCGAAGGUCAUCAAUGGGGCUCCAUAAGCACACCCUUCGAGACCUCGCACGCGAACCGCUACACGCGCAUUCUCGCUGCAGAUUGUCUCUGGAUGCCAUGGGAGCACGAGAGCCUCGCCAAAUCGAUGCUGCACUUUCUAUCCGACGACCCAUCCGCACGUAUAUAUUGUAUCGCAGGCUUCCAUACAGGACGCGCCAAAGUCGCACCCUUCUUCGAGGAAGUGAUACCGGAGCAAGGGCUCGAGAUCGAGGAGAUAUACGAGAUGGACGUAAACGGGCAGCGGCGGUCAUGGGCGAAAGAGCGCGACGGUGGUACGGAGAAUAUGGGAGAGCGGAAGAAGUGGCUCGUUCUCGCGCGGAUACGGCGGGCUGUUCGGCAGUAG
This is a messenger RNA of Alternaria arbusti, 942 nucleotides long. RefSeq lists its product as uncharacterized. Gene Ontology annotation, molecular function: protein-lysine N-methyltransferase activity. NCBI's taxonomy places the organism in Eukaryota, Fungi, Ascomycota, Dothideomycetes, Pleosporales, Pleosporaceae. Gene Ontology annotation, biological process: peptidyl-lysine dimethylation. The record is from RefSeq and is a predicted model, not a curated record. The transcript has 3 exons. Bases 1 to 942 code for a protein of 313 amino acids.